Molecule: messenger RNA, 2052 nt
Organism: Penicillium samsonianum
Lineage: Eukaryota; Fungi; Ascomycota; Eurotiomycetes; Eurotiales; Aspergillaceae
Product: ankyrin repeat domain-containing protein
Exons: 1
Coding region: 1-2052 (683 amino acids)
Cellular component (GO): cytoplasm; nucleus
Molecular function (GO): protein binding
Source: RefSeq, a predicted model, not a curated record
AUGAUUUCACUCCUAGAUCUACCUGUUGAGCUCGUGCUGCUUAUAAUCGACUGCCCCUUCUCCCAACUCGCCGCAACGGAACCAGGCAACAAUGACGCUUCUAUCGCAACCCAAAAAGACUUGAACGCGCUUUCACAAACAAAUAAAUGGCUCUAUGAUAAGUUGGAAACCCGCUUGUACAAGUUUAAUGCACAACAUUGUGGCCAAACAUCAUUGGCAUUCGGCGCCUUCCACGGCUAUGACACUGUCGUUCAGAAGUCUCUGGCAGUAGACUCAUCAAACAUAACAAGAGAUUUGAGAUUUCCAACACACGACUGUCGAAUCUUCCAUUCUCCACUUUGCUGGGCAGUGCAAGGGGGUAACGUCUCUAUGAUCAAUACACUUCUUCAAUCUGGCGCUGAUCUUCAUGGGGAAUGUGCCCACGAUUGCUGUGAUGCGCAGCUUCUUGGCCAGGCUGCAAAAAAUGGCCAUUUAAAUAUGAUGAAAGACCUUGUAGGAAGAGGUCUCCGUCCAGAAAUUAUGUGGGAAACGAAUUUCGCAAAUCUGAUGAAUGAAGACGAGCCAGGACGCAAAGCAACUCUUCGCCUGGCUGCCGAAGGUGGCCAUAUCCCGUGCGUUGAUUACACUCUUGCAACAGGAGAGUAUGAGAAUCUCACUUGCAAACAAUAUAUGCACAAAAUAGCGCUGAUUGUGCCUGCGACUGUGGCAAACGGUCAUAUAGAGUGUGCCCUAUUUUUGCUGAGUCGCAGCGGUGUCCUUGAGAGAACUGGUUUCUGUAACUGUGGAGGCAAGCCUGCCAGGUCUCUAGCUUCCGAUCUUCCCAAACUGACCAUGGUACUGGAAGAUCCACAUACCAUGGAGAGGUAUGGCCCUAUGCUUCUUUACCUAGGAGCCGCUACCGGUUGUCUACCUUUAUUUGAAGAGAUGAUUCGAUUGGGUGUCCAUAUUGAUACAAGAUUCCGCGGGGGCAACACGCCGCUCUGUCUUGCCGUAAUAGAAGCACGAUCACCCAGAGAAGUAAAGAGAUUGUUAGAGCUAGGCGCCGGAAUCAACGUGGGGAACUCGCAGAAUCAAACACCACUCUAUCUUGCCACUCUACUUCGGCUCAAGGGAGUUAUGAAGAUGCUCCUGGAUGAAGGUGCUGAUACUGAAACACGUGGGACUCGAUCCAGUCUUAUUCAAACACCGCUUUGCCUCGCUGUUGUCGAUUUUGGUGUUCCCGUGUCAAAUACAAAUCAUUCAAGGCGCGCUGCCCGCUCCCCCAGUAACGAGAUUGUGUCAUUAUUGCUGGAGAAUGGUGCCAACCCCAACUAUACCGAUCCAGAGUAUGGGAUCACUCCUCUUUGGCUUGCUGUUCGGGGACACAGAACGCUUUGGCCAUUUAGUAGGGAUGAUCUUGUGCGGUUGCUUCUUGAAAAUGGUGCAGACCCGAAACUAGCAUCCCGAAAUCAAUCAAUUCUGUUCUGGGCUAUAUCGCGCUUCCACUACGAUACGAUCAAGAUGCUUCUUGACUGUGGUGCCAAUCCCAAUGACUAUGGGCGCAAUUUUGAUGGCUCAAAAACCCACCACUCGGGGAAACCACUCUCGCCUCUAGCGAAGGCCAUGAAGCUGAAACAUUAUAGAAUGGCUGAGCUUUUGCUUGAUCACGGGGCAGACCCUCUUGUCUUGCACUGGAAGAAGGAGACGUCACUGCUUCAUGCGACCAUGUCUAUGAACUGUUCGUUCAUUGGGAAGAUGGUUGCCAUGGGUUUAGAUGUGAAUGAGUCUGUGAUGGGCCAGACACCUCUCCAUAUAGCUGUCUGGAAAGGUAGUGUUGAAGUGGCGGAAUUACUGCUUCGUCGUGGAGCAGAUCCAAAUAUCACGGUUGGGGGGCCUACAUGCUUUUUUUCAUCAAAUUCAAUACUGUGGUGGGCUUCGGCUUCGACUUCCUUUCGACUCUAUCCAAGUGCAGCUAUGGUAGAGUUGCUAUGUGCAUAUGGUGCCAGGGAGCUAUAUGAUACUACGAGAGGAUUCAAACCGGAGUUUGUUCCUUUGGUUUCAGGAUACUUAUAA